Molecule: messenger RNA, 8249 nt
Organism: Acaromyces ingoldii
Lineage: Eukaryota; Fungi; Basidiomycota; Exobasidiomycetes; Exobasidiales; Cryptobasidiaceae
Exons: 4
Coding region: 337-8040 (2567 amino acids)
Cellular component (GO): fungal-type vacuole membrane
Source: RefSeq, a predicted model, not a curated record
AAUUUUUGCCGUCCCUCGAGCAGAGGCAGAGAGAUAGGGAGCACACGCGCGCCCAGACAACGCUCUGAGAGCAGAGAGGGGCCCCCUUUCCUUCUUCGUGGAUCUAUCCUUCCCCGCAGCUUGCCUCUCCGUCUUCCCCUUCUUCCCCACUUUUGUCGGCUUCGACGCAUCCCCGCCGUCGUCGCUUCUUCGUUCGUUCUCGCCAGCUCCCCUCCCCUCCCCCUCUUUCCUUCUCCCCCUUCCACCCCUUUCCUCCUUUUUCUUCUCCCCCCGGACGCUAACCCCCUUCCCCGACUCUCUUGCCUAGCAGGAGCAACUUCGCUUACCCUAUCGAAAAUGGCUUCGGGGAGGGCCUCGGAGAGCUCCUCGAGGCGUGACCUCGUCGGGUCGACUGGCGCAGGUGGCCGCAAUACUCCUUCGGUCGCGGGCAGUGGCCGACGGGGCCAGGCCAUGUACCAGCCGGGGACGCCGAUCGGAUACCUGGCCGCCAGGGGAACGCCAUACGAGAAGAAAUACUUUACCAAGAAGCUCGGCUUCUGCUGUCUCUUCCUCGCGCCACCCAUCUUCCUCGUCACCUUGGCCAUCGCCCUGGUCCCCGUGCUGUACGCCAUUGCCGACCAUGCGCUCCAUACGUCGCAGUUCCACGUCCAAAGCUCCAACAUCACCUUCCCCACCAACACGAGCUUCCCGCUGACGUUGGGGGCCCAGGUGAAGAAGACGGGCAUCUUCCCGGCCCAUCUCUACUUCCGCAAGCCCAUCCAGGUCUAUUGGAACUCGGUGCCGACGGCUGAGAGCCCGAUGCGCGAGCUGCACCUCGGCCAGUUCAAUCUCGCCCACGUUGGAGCAGCUGCAGGCCAUGCGACGGUCAACCAAGCAACGACGUUCUACAUUGCCGACGAGGCCGGCUUCGGCGAGUUCGCCAAGUUCCUCGUUUCGCAGCCCGAAUUCACCUGGCGGAUCAAGUGUCCAGAGGUGCAUGCAGAGGCCUUCAGCUUCUUCCCCACCUACAAAUCCUUGCCGCUGGUAAAGGACAUCGUUAUCAACGGCCUCGACAACUUCCACGACCUCACGAUCAUCGACCUGCAGCUGCCAGGUGACGAUCCAGCCGGCGGUAUUACGACGGUGGCGACGACGACGCUCGUCAACCCCUCGCCGUUUGGCAUCGAGGUCGGCACAUUGGAGCUGGCGCUCUACUACAAUGGCCUCUUCCUGGGGCCGGUGUCUGUCGAUGGAUUGAAUCUGACUGCCGGUGUCAACACGAUUACGCUGCGAGGAAGAGUGCUCCCUCAGGCCGGCAACAUCACCGCCCUAAACAUCCUCGGCGACCUUUUUACAAAAUACAUCAACAGCGUUACGUCCGAUGUCGUCGCGCGCGGCAUCAGCGCCCGUCUGGCCAGUGGCGAGGUCGUCUCCUGGCUCACCGAGGGCAUCACAGCCCUCGAGAGCCACAUUCCCUUUGUGCCGCCGCAGCCGAUCGACCCGAUCAAGGGCAUCACCAUCGACUACAUCAGCCUCGUCUACUCCACCGAGUUGCCGUACAACCCGACGCUGUUCUCCAACUCGCUCGUGGGCACAUUCGGCCUUCCCUUUGGCUUCUCGCUCAACAUUACCCAGCUCCAAACGUCGCUCGACAUCCUCACCAAUGGCGCUGCCGUCGGUACGGCCAUCGGCGACUAUGCGCCCUCGAAGACCAACAUCCAGGUCCUCAGCGGCGGCCAAACAUCGGGUGACAUUGACCUCUCGCUCCCGCCCACGCAGUUGACGCUUCCCAACACGUCGGUGGCUGCGCGCGAGCAGCUGAUCGAGUUCCAGAACUCCUUCACCUACUCGAGCGCCUCUGCGUUCCAGGCCAAGGGACAGGCCAAGGCCCUCACAAUGACGCCCCUCGGCGAGAUUCUGCUCAAUGGCAUCGACUUUAACGUCACGACCGGCCUUGUCGGUUUGGCGGGCUUGACCAAGUACCCCACCAUCAUCAACUCAGUCGAUGUGACGGGUGGAAGUGCUCAGGCCAUCGAUCUGGCCGUGCAGUUGAGCGUCGUCAACCCAUCGAAUCUGAACCUGUCGACGGGCGACGUCACUUUCCAGCUGCUCAACCAGCAGGUGCUGGGCACGACGACGCUGCCGAACCUGAUUCUGAGCCCGGGCAAGAACACCAUCAAUGCGACGGCCAUGUUCGACCCCAACCAGGCGCCCAUCGGUCUCGAGACGUUGAACCGCUUCAUCUCGGGCCUCGACACCAACUUGAAUGCCUCUGGCUUUGACGGAUCAUCGCCCGUCGAGUCGCUGGCCCACACCCUGUCCGGCAUUCGACUCAAUACGACCCUGCCCGCACUCAAGCAGUCGCUCGUCCAGGCCGCAAACGUCACCAUUCUCGACACGACGGGCACCGUUGACGGUGUUGCCAACUCCAUCGUCCAGAUUCGCAACCCCUUUUCGUCGGAGCUGACCAUUACUCGCAUCGUCGCCAACGCCUCGUCGCACGGCAUCUACCUGGCCCACAUCGACACCACCCUCAACUUCCCGGCAGCGGGUCGAGCAACGUCGCCAUCGCCCAACGUGCCCCUGACUCUGAACCUGUUCCCUCCGGACCUGUUUGGUCUCUUGCGCGCGCUCGUCGUCCAGUCGGGGCAGGACCCUGCUUAUCUCGACGGCCUGGUCCAAUUGGCCGGCUACACGCUGACGCCGACGACCAAUGCCGACACGGCGGCUGCCUCUCGCAAGAGAUCCUUUGAGGGAGCGGAUUCCGUCGAUGACUCGUUUGUCUUUGAAGACGACGACGCCAUGGCCCAGCAGCUCAUGGGCGUCGGCUCCAACCAGGGCGUGUUUGCCGAUGUGCCAGAGGGCUUCGAGGGAGAUGAAGAAGAGGGAGAAGGAGAAGACGGACCCGGUUUUGUGAAGCGGGGAAAAGUCAUUGCCCCCGCACACGAUUCAGAAUUUGGAAAACGCGCUAAUCUUUAUUCCGGCUUCGAUUUGACCCGAUACGUGGGUCAGGCCUUCUCCGUAGCGGAAGCCGAUCUGACCAUCGUCAGCGAUGCCACGAUUGGCGAGUAUGGCACCACGCUCACCUUCAGCCAGCAAAAUGUGCCACUGGGAACCGACGAGACGCUGUUCAAGCUCCUCCCACCGUUGGCUCUGCCCAUUGUACAGAGAAUCGUCGAUGUCGCCGUGCUCAACAUCGACCGUGUCACCAUCACCGAGGCUCGCCCGACGUCCUUUACCGCUCAGCUCCAGGGCUCCCUGACCAACUCUGGUCCCUUUGACGCCGUCGUCUCGUUCCCAUCAGGCCUGUCCAUCUACUGGCAGGGCCAACUUCUGGUUCAGACCGCUUUCCCGAACAUCACCUUGACGGGCGAUCUCGGCGCUUCGCUCAACGUCCAGAUCGAGGGUCAGAUUCCAGAUGUCGACUACUUCACCACCUUCUUGAAGUCGGCCAUCACCGACCCAGCCUUUGAGUGGACGAUCCGCGGCGAGAGCCUCUCUGUCUCGGCCAUCGGCAUCGUGGUGCCAAAUGUCACGAUCACCAAGAAUGUUCAGCUGACGGGUCUCAAUGGCCUGACGGGACAGGUCAUCAUCAACUCCUUUGAUGUUCCCUCCAAUGACCCAGCCGGUGGUCUUCAUCUGACGGCCGUCUCCACGAUCAACAACCCGGCCCAGGUCGGUGUGGCCUUGACCAGCUUUGGCACCAACAUCAACAUGGGAAGCGACCUCGUCGGUCCGGCUGCCGCUGACGGCGCGUUCACGCUCCAGGCCCUGGCCGUUACCACGGUGCCCUUGACUGGUCGCAUUGUUGCGCAGACGACCGACUCUGGCUUGGCUGCUCUUUCGACGAUCUUCACCCGCUUCGUCCACAACCAGAACACGGGGCUUACCGUCUCGGGCCAAUACGCUGGCCCGUCUGAUGUCGUCUGGCUCAACGAGGGUAUCAAGGCGCUCAACGUCGAUGUCCAGCUGCCCAGCCAGGACUUCCAGGUCAUUCGUCUCAUCUCGCUCAACCAGCUUGCCCUCUACUUCACUGUCCCCACGGCAUUCAACCCGCAGACGGACUCGUCCAACACGACGGCCAACUUCUUCCUUCCCUUUGCCUUCCCCGUCGACAUCACCCAGGUCGGAGGCCCCUUCACGGCCAACUACCAGAAUACGGACAUGGCGGUGCUCAACAUUCCCACGUCGCCUUCGACGACGGAUGUCGAGGCGAGGAUCUUGACGCUCAUGUUCCAGAACGUGCCAUUUGCUGUCAUGUCACCCUCGAGGCAACUCUUCAGCCAAUUCGUUGCCGACUUCACCAAGGCGGAGCAGGUCACGCUCAACCUUCACGGAACGGCCACGGCAACGACGAACACGGCAGCAGGUGUCCUGACCAUCUCGGACAUUCCCUUUGAUCUCAACACGAACCUCUUGGGUCUGCAGAACCUCAAUGCUCGUCCGGCCAAUGUCUCGAACCUCGAUGUGUACCAUGGCUACCCGACGUACCUUCAGAUCAACGUCGACACGACGCUCUACAACCCUUCGGACACGACCGUCGGUGCCGGUGACGUCACUUUUGCGGUUCUUUUCCAGAACAAUGUCAUCGGUCAAGCUCUGAUCAAAGACAUCGUCCUGCCACCAGGCGAUGUUACGGUGGCAACGCAGAUCAACUACAUGCCCUCUGGAGAGACCAACAUUGCUUCUGGACAGCUUCUCCUGGAAAACUACGUGCAAAAUGUCACCUCGGACACAACUGUCAUGGGAACGACGCAGACGACGCCCAUCGCCUCGCUCGUCCAAGGUCUCAGCGGCAUCUCGCUCAGUGCCCUCAUCCCUGCUCUCGACAAGCUUCUCGUCACCUCCACGGCGCUCGAGGUGCCCAAGGACAUUGCUCAGACGGGCAUUGCUCAGGUGCAAGUCACGAUUGCCAACCCAUUCACAGCGACCAUCAACAUUAUCCGUCUGCAGGCCGGCGCCGUCUUCCAGGGCAUCACCAUUGGUACGAUUAACCAGGAUCUGGGCGCGACAAACAACAUCAUUACUGCACCUGGCCAUGAGACGACGCAGUCGCAAACGAUCCCGAUCAACCUCAACAUCGAUCCGAAGAACCUUCUUCGCUUCAUCGAGGCCGCUGCUGCUUCUGCUGGUGUUAGCCUUGGCCCCCUUCCGCCGUUCUUCCAGGAGGUUCUCGACUUGCCUGACACGACGACCACCAUCUCGCCCUACCCUGACGAUUCGGCUCCGCCGUGCAACUCGGGACGCGCGUUUGACACGCUGGGCGCCAUUCUUGCUCUGCUCAAGCCCUUGGCUGUGUCGAUUCCCAUCCAGUCGACCGUCAAGCUUGACGAUUACCAGACCGGCCUCGACUUUAUCCAGCAGCCUGUGCCGGUCGUGACGGACAACACGGCCCUGUACCUCGUCGGACCGGCGGCAGCGCCCUUGAUUCAGCUCAUUGUCAACCAGUCCGUUCUGACCGUUGCCCAGGCAAAUGCCACGGCUUUGACGAACCAAGGUUUCGCCGUCAGCCUCCAAGGCAGCCUGGCCACCGAUGCGCCUGCCGAUGCCUACAUUGAGUUCCCAGACGGUAUCACGGUCAACUUCCAGGGCACCGACAUUGCCACGCUGUUGCUGCCACCCUUGUGCGCGAGCCCACCCGACGGUAUCCCUAAUCUCCAAUCGUCUGGUCAGCUCAAGAUCAUCAACGAAGGCGCCUUUGAGGAGUUUGCCUACUACAUUCUCACCGAGCCGAACUUCCAAUGGUUCCUGCACGCCAACACCGUCAAUGUCCGUGCCCUCGGGAUCCAGUUCCGCAACACGAUUCUGGAGAAGACGAUUCAGCUCGAUGCAUUCAAUGGCCUGCCGGGUCUCGUCAUCUCCAUGUUCCAGGCACCCAGUGAUGCGCCGGGCCGCAUCAACAUUGCGACGCAAGUGCCCAUCCCAUCGCCUGCUUCGCUCGGUGUCGAGCUUGGUGCGGCCACUUUUGAGCUCUUCUUCCAGGGCUCCGACAUUGGUCAGGUCACGUCCGAGUACCUCUUCCUGGCGCCAAAGGCAACGACGCUGUCGACGCUCAACGGCUACCUCAAGAGCCAGGUGGGCAACACAGAGGGCUUGGCCAACAUUGGUAUCCUCUUCAGCCAGUUCCUUGCCGGUCAGAACAGCACCCUCCAGAUUCGUGGUGUCGAGGUCAUUUCUCCCGCUUCCAACGGACAGCCGGUUCAGUGGCUCACUGCGGCCUUUAAGCGCUUCACGACCAACGUCAUUCUUCCUGGACACAUCUACCAGAUCAUCUUCAGCAUCACGCUUUCUGAUCUGACUGUCUACGUCUUGAACCCAGCGGACAGCUACACCGUCAUUGGCACGAACCAGCACACGGUUGCGACAUUCUCCAAUCCCUUCGGCUUUGGCCUCCAGCCUCUGUCGCUGCAGCCGAGCAUCGUUCUCACCUACUUGGGUGUCGACACGGCAAGCAUCAACCUGCCCAUGGUGCCUGACCAGUCUGCGGCGUCACACGGACCGACAGAUAUUCAACCCCUGUCGUUUGGCUUCACCAACCAGAGCAUCGUGGCCAUCGACCACCCGUCGUUCCAGGCCUUCUUUGCAAAGCUUGCAGACACGACCGAUGGUACGUUCGGCCUCAAGGGUGUCACGAGCGUCGUGGCACGUACCGAGAUCGGAGAUCCUUUGAUCACGGGCAUUCCCUUCAACGUCACAACGUCGCUCAAGGGCAUCAACUCGUUCAACGGUGUCGCCACCCUCUCGCCUGCCGUCGUCGACGACCCUACGCCAGACUACAUUGGUAUCCACCUCAAUGUCACGCUGGAGAACCCGAGCAACCUUACGCUCUACACGAGCCAGGUCAGCCUGCCGACGAUCUACAAGACGCGCAAUGUCGUCAUUGGUCGUGCCACCAUUGCGGAGCUGGCUCUGAUGCCGGGAAGCAACCUGGUCAAUGUCCUUUUCGAGCUCAUGAUCUCGCCGUUCAACUCAUCCGACGUUCAGGAAGUUAUUCAGCUCUUCUUGCAGCCGAUUGACUUCAUGACGGAAAAUGCUGCGAAUCAGAACAUGAUUCCGCUCCAGAUCCACGGUCAAGUCAAUGCCAAUCCGCCUCAAUCGCCUUACGAGUCGCUCGAGCCGGCACUCACGGGCAUCGUCGCCGACACGACGCUUGCUGGUAUCGCCACCGAUGUCGCCGUCAAGAUUCGCGUCUACAUUCCCGCCAGUGUCCUUAUUCAAGAGCUCGGUGCCAUCUUGGGCCUGGUGCCCAACGGAACCGUGUACGUGUAUGCCUACCUCGACGCCAAGAACGAUCUGCCCGCGGAAAUCGACUUUAUCCAGCUCGACACGUCCAUCGCCGAUUACACGAAUCCGAGCGCGGGCGAAUAUGCUCGCUUCGAGCUCGUCUUUGGCUCCAGCAACUCAUACACGCUUCCUGCAGCCACGUCGACCGGCAACCCGAGCGUGGCGUCUGUAACCUCGCCAGAGAUCCCCAACAUUCUUCUUUCCAAGGGUCUGCUCGCAUCUCUGCCGCUGCUUGGGCACAACCUCAACAUCGACAACUACAUCCGUUUGAAUCUCAAGGGCCCCAACGGUGCCUACUACAUUCCGGGCCUGCACUACAUCCAGCACAAUGUCGACACCGACUACUACUUUACUUUGCUCGACAGCGGCGACAACCUGGGCAUCCCGCUCGACGGCAUCAGUACCAUUACCGACCUGCUCAAUGCCAUCGCCGGAGGAAAUGGCCUCACUGCCAUCAUCGAUGGUCUGUCCGCGCUCGACCCCUCGAACCAGCAAGGUAUCUUCCAGAACCUCACCGGUUUGCUGGGCACUUCGACUGGCAGCAUCUUCUGCACAAGUGGAGGCCUCCCGGCGCUAUUCUGCGAUCCAACGGCUUCGAGCAGCACUACCUCGGCAACGACGAGCUCGACCGCAGCUGUCACAGAUCUCGUGGCAAGCGCCGCGGCGCUGACAUCGACGAUUGCAGCUGCGGCCACGACUGCUGCUGCCACUACGACAGCCGCCGCGGCCUCUUCAUCGUCGACCACCGCUGCGGUCACCCUUCCUUUAUCUGUCUAGAAGUUCCUUCCGUCUACACACUCUUUUGCAUUCUUCUCGUCGGUCCCUUGGUCUAUAUUCCCGCCUUUCGGCCAAGCAACACACUGCCACUCGACUGUGGUUUUUUCGUCUGGGUUCUGUUAAUGUCUUCCGUCGCUGUGACUGCUUGUUUGUUGUUACCACAUUGCAGCGACUCUAUCUCUCAAUUGAAAAGGAAGAUUUGCAAGUAC